AUGGAAAAAGGUUUUGGUGUUAAGAAGAAAACAAGUCGUAAUUCACCAAAUGGAAACAUGAAAUUUGUUUGCUUUUCAUGUUCUCGAGCUAGGAAAUCACAACCCACAAAACAAAAUCAUCUUAUUCCUAAUCCACAGACGAAAGCAAAUUGCAAAGCAAGAAUUAAUGCUACUGAGUUUGAAGAUGGAAAAUGCAAGAUCAAUUAUUCUGUGCUCAAGCAUAAUCAUUGUCUAAGUCCACAUAAAUCACAAUUCUACACUUGCAAUAGAGAAAUAGGCAUUGGGGCACAAAGAAAGUUGGAACUAAAUGAUCGUGCUGGUGUUAGUAUGGCAAAAAAAUUUCAAACACUUGUAGUGGAAGCUGGUGGUCAUGAUAAUGUUCCAUUCUUAGAAAAAUAUUGUAGAAAUUUUGUUGAUAAAGCUAGGCAUUUACGCUUAGGAAUUGGAGAUGCUAAAGCAAUCCAUGAGUAUGCAAGCUAA
Molecule: messenger RNA, 480 nt
Organism: Humulus lupulus (European hop)
Lineage: Eukaryota; Viridiplantae; Streptophyta; Magnoliopsida; Rosales; Cannabaceae
Product: protein FAR-RED IMPAIRED RESPONSE 1-like
Exons: 1
Coding region: 1-480 (159 amino acids)
Source: RefSeq, a predicted model, not a curated record